Molecule: messenger RNA, 2259 nt
Organism: Bipolaris oryzae ATCC 44560
Lineage: Eukaryota; Fungi; Ascomycota; Dothideomycetes; Pleosporales; Pleosporaceae
Exons: 2
Coding region: 1-2259 (752 amino acids)
Molecular function (GO): protein binding
Source: RefSeq, a predicted model, not a curated record
AUGUAUCGCAGGCAGUCUAUCCUGUCGCAUCGACCCAAAACCUCUUCCGACGUAGACGCUGAAUCCUCCUCCUGCGCUGCCAACACUACAAACUUUGGAAACCACUCCACCCCCAGCAGCGCCAACACCACCACCAACAUCAACAACAACACCAGCACACACGCCACUGCUAACAAUACCAACACCACGACCCCUAUCCCUUCAUCGCCGCCCCACACCAUGAAGCGGACCAUUUCACAGACCUUCCCGGCCCCCUAUCAUUCCGACAUCAAGGACACCAACAUGCUCGACGCGGUCAACGAAGCCACAAUGUCCAUUGACGGCUCUUCGCAGCACUCGCAGACAAGCUCCUUCUCGCGCGCCUUUGGUGCCGUUGCCGGAAGCUUCACACGCCAAAAGACACGCAGGCGAAUGUCGUCAGUCUCUUCGCAGACUCCUGCACAGCGCCGCCGCGGUUCCAUUCACUCUCUCUUCGAGUCCCUGCCCUCGUCGAGCUCAACACAGUCCAAGCCCAGCGCCGAUCAACCACGCAUGCCCCUGAUGCACCAAGACUCUGGAAUUCCAGUCUUCCAAAUGCAGCCACAACCCGCCUCGUCGAGCUCAAAGGCCUUUGCUCCCUUUCGGCGAUUGAGCAGCAUGCGCCGCCGCCCCACUGCUUCUUCAUCGUCAGCCGACAUGACAAAGACCGUCUUUGCCCCAGUCUCGUACCCCAGUCUCGCCAUCCCCGGCACCGCAGCACGACAAGCGGCAGCAGCCGCCAAUCAGGAUCGACAAAACCAACUUCGCCGCGAGCAAGAGCACACGAGAAGCUUUCUCGAUGGUCUUAUUCCGUCGUCGCGUGAUGACGACAUAAAGGACAACGAGAGCGGCGUGGACAUGACGUGUGCAUCGCCUAUUGUCCGGGCGGAUAGCGUCACCGAGAAGAAGAUGAUCGAUCCGUUCCAGCGCCUCCCAGCCGAACUCGCUACCACUGUCCUCUCUAACCUCGAUGCUGCCUCGCUCGUCCGUGCUGAGCGGGUAUCGCGCAGCUGGAACGAGCAUGCUGCGUCGCCCCACGUCUGGCGGAACGUCUUCCUCCGCAAGCACGAGCCCGAAGUACACGUCUCACCUGCGCCAAUCCAAAUGGGCGGCCUGGGCACUGGCAAGAUGGCGGGCGGAAACCCAGCACCUGCACAAGACUGGAAGAAGAUGUUCCAGGCGAGAGCUACGAUCGACGCCCGAUGGAAGGCCGGUACACCUGCUGCCAUUUACCUCAACGGCCACACAGAUAGCGUCUAUUGCUGCCAGUUCGACGAGAACAAGGCCAUUACCGGCUCGCGCGACCGCACCAUCCGUGUGUGGGACCUCCAGACGUACAAGUGCAUCAAGGUAUACGGAGGUCCUAACCACCGCCCAACCGCCAAUACCCCUCCCCCCAUGGAGGAGCGACCAGAGCGUGUCAUUAGCAACGCCUCGAUGAACGGUACAAAGAUCGGCAACGACAUCUACACAGUUCCCGCCGAUUACCAUGACGCGUCCAUUCUCUGCCUCCAGUACGACAGCGAGAUUAUGGUCACUGGUUCUUCAGACUACACUUGCAUUGUUUGGGAUAUCACAGGCGAGGAAUACGUUCCCAUGUACAGGCUGCGUGGCCAUGAAGCUGGUGUUUUGGAUGUCUGCCUUGAUGACAAGUACAUCAUUUCGUGCUCGAAGGACGCCAUGAUCAAAGUUUGGGACCGCAAGACUGGCAACUGUCUCCGCACUCUCAAGGGCCACCGAGGCCCGGUCAACGCUGUGCAGCUCCGAGGCAACUUCCUCGUCUCUGCCAGCGGUGAUGGUGUAGCCAAGCUGUGGAACCUCGAGACUGGUGUCUCAAUCAAGGAUUUCCCAUCCGAAGACCGUGGUCUUGCCGCUGUCGAGUUCUCCGAUGAUGCCAAGUACGUACUCGCCGGAGGCAACGACCACGUUGUCUACAAGUUUGACGCGUCUACUGGUGAGCUUGUGCACAGCAGGGUCAAGCACGACGGUCUCGUUCGUUCGCUUUUCCUCGACGCCUUCAACGGACGCAUUGUAUCAGGAUCAUACGACCAGAGCAUCCAAGUCUCUGAUUACGAAACCGGACAGACAUAUGCCGUAUACAAGAACUGGACAACGAGCUGGAUUCUAUCUGCUAAGAGCGAUUAUAGGCGAGUUGUGGCUACGAGUCAAGACGGCCGAACGCUGAUCCUGGACUUUGGCCACAAUGUGCCAGGAUCCGAACUGCUCGUCGGAUCCAAGUGA